UUCCCCUCUCUCUCUCUCUCUCUCUCUCUCUCUCUCUCCCCCCGCCAGUCCGCCCCCUGGCCCAUCAGAUCCAAUUCUUUCCCCGACCCCCAUCCCGGAUCCGCCGCAAUUCCUUCGCGUCUCGAGCUCGAUUGCUCCGUGCCCGUGGAAUUUGCUCCUUUUUUCCGCUAGAAUACUGCCUUGGCCGGCGACUCGAGGGGGGCGCUUGCGAAGGUGAGGGGCGCUUCUGCUGGGCGUCUCGGGGCCAUGGGCGUUGUGGCGCCCGCUAGGCUGUUCGUCCGCCGUAUACUCAGGGUCGUCAGGCUCAAUCCGCUUCAGCGCAGCGCUAAGAGUCGUUGAGGUUUUUUCUCGUGAACGCAUUUAGCUGCUCAUUCAGCUGAGCAGGUUGAGCUAUCCAUUUAGCUCGACAGAGUGAAGAGACGCAUUGCCCAUACGUGUGUGCUGCGUUGGCUCUCGGAACAUCCUUUUUGUGUGCUGCGCUGUGAAGUGUGAAUGUUACAGAAUCCACUUGGCUACAUUCUGGGAUGGUGAUGGGCAUCAGAGCAUGACAAAUGCAGGCUUCUUAACUUGAUUGCAACAAGAAUGGGGGCAAAAGUAGAAGGGGAAAGCUAUAUGCCUGGAUAUUAUGCCACGGGGGAUCUCAAUAUGGAACCAAAUGGUAGGUGGUCUCCAUACUAUGAGGAAAGGACAUCAAAUGGUCAGUUAUGCAAUGGCUUCACAACAAAACCAACAAAUGGUUAUUCGGAUUUUGACAAAGAAAUGCUCAAGCACCAAAUGCUUGAACAUGAAGCUGUAUUUAGACAACAGCCUCACAACCCACUCACUAUCCAGGUGUAUGAACUGCACCGGGUUUACAAAAUACAGAGAGAUAUGAUGAAACAGCAUCAAAGCAAAGAAAUAUAUUCAUACCCAAUGCUGGCGGUUGCAUCACAUACAAAUUCAGCAUCACAAGUGCCACCAAACGGUGCAAAGAUGAUGUGGCAGAUGCCAGUUCCUCCUGUGUCCACAACAUACAGAAAAGCUCCUGUAGGCGAGCAUAAUGAUACAAACCAGUCCUCCAUGAAAUUCCUUAGAGAAGGCAGCGUGCAGUCCUCUCCAAACGGAUUUCUGUCAAGUGAUGCUGCUCCAAGAAGCAGACAAGCCACUUUUGACCUUCAGCUUCCAGCUGAUCAUUAUAUAGAUGAUGACAACACGUCAGACAACAAGCCCAUAGAUUUCCUUGGUUUGGCGUCAGAUACAAAACCACGGAAUGAUGCUGACCUUACACUAAUUAGUGCAGAAGGCUUCGGGAGGUUCAGUGAUAAUAGUUCAACCUCAGGUUUGAGGACUACAAAUAAUCUUGGAAGCCGGCAUGUUACCGACCUGAAUGAGUCAAAUACUGGCAUCUAUAUGGGUAGAGCAAAUGGAUCAGUUUCCAGAGGCCUCUCAAAUACUCUGGAGAACUCGUGGCACCAACCAAUAUUGAGACCAAACACAACCAACUUCAGUUUCAAUAAAGAAUACUCCAAAGACAAGCACACUGACGAGGGAACAAGCUCAAACUUCUUUGAUGCAAGUGCGAAAAUAAGACAUGAGGACAAACCAUCAAUCAAUAAAGGUAAACAAGUCAGCAGUAUAACUUUUUUAGCACCCAGAUAUAGUGAUGCUGAUCCCCCCAAAUACUUCAAAGCUGCUGAUGGGAGGCCUGCCAAUUAUAACCAAUUUGUUUACCAAGGUCAAAAUAGUUCAGUUGGCUGGUUUGCACGAAGUCCUCUGGAACCUUCUGCUAUCAAUAAUUUUGCUACGCUUGACCGUCCACAUCAUUCAAGUAUGGGUACAUUUACUGCCCCUAUCUCUGUUCCUCAAAUAGACCAUCCUUCCAUCGUUUCCCCAAUGGGUUCUUGCACAGCUGACCCGAGGAGCAGCAUUAUCAAUAAUCCUGCUUUGGUUCCAAGAUUCAAUGGAUCGUCAGCUGUGAAUUCGUACACGAGUCUUAGUGCUGUGACACAGAGCAUUGGAACUUCGACUCCAAAGCUGAAAAAUGUGGAUAAGUUAGAUGGCCGCUAUCCUGGUUUUCCACUUGAUUCAUUUUCUGUGUCCCACUCACGACAUCAGGUAGCAAUUUCAAGUGACCUGGAGCAAAAGAACUCCCAGAAGUUUGAACAUUCAGAUCGACAGUCCCAUGGAAAGGGCAUGAAGAACUUUAAUUUGAAUGAGACAUUGUCAGAUUGUCAGGAAGAUGGUCUUGUAGAACAAGAUGGGAGAUGUCCUGGCAGUUUUCAGCAUGGUAAAGAUGGAGGAUCAGUAUUCGGGAUCUCUUGGCUCAAAAAUAAAGCUGUAUGUGCUGAUCCGACAGCUUUGGAGAAGCCAGGGAAGUUGUUUGGCCAUUCAUUUGGAACUGCAAUGGAGCUGAAAAAUACUAAAGACCAGAAUGAACCCGCCCAAACUAUUCGAAAUUUAUCAGAUUCUGCCUCAACAUCCCUAGGCUGUGGAAUUAAGAAGGAUGGGCCUUCCGAAGACAUUAUCGCUAGAACUCUGCUUGUUUGUAAUAAGGCCGAAGAGAGUGCUGCACGUUUACCUCUUUCAUGCCAGAAACAUGUGUCUAAAGAUGGACAGGCUGCUGAAGGAGUCAUAAAGAAAAGUGGUGCCCCCGUCAGGAAUUUCAUUGAUCUGAAUGAUGAUGUACCAAACGAAGACAAUUCUGAGGAAUCUGUUGUGUCACAUGAAUGUCAGGCGGCCCCUUUGCGGAACAACCAGCCUAAACGUGCAUUUGUGAUUGACUUAGAGGUGCCAGCUUGUGAAGAUGGUGCUGCAUGGAAUUUUGAUCAAGAAUGCACACAUCCUGGUAAACUUGAUGCAUACCAGGAAAUUGACAACACAUCUGUUACAGCCGAUAUGGCGGCAGCUGAGAACAUUGUUGCGUUGUCAAUGAAUAUACCAACAGCUGUCGAGGCAUGUGAUGAUAUGUUGCAGUGGUUUGCAGAUCUCGCUGUAUCCAACAUCAAUGACCUUGCCGAACAAGUGGAGCUCCAAGCUUGCACCAAUGAUUCCAGUGAUGAUGAGUUGGAUUCGUUCGAGUCCUUGACACUGAAGCUGGAAGAGACAAAGAUUGAUGAGCGCUGGAGCAGGCCACUGGAACCUGCAAUCACAACCGAUGAACAAGCAGUUUCAACUGCGCACCUCCUCACCAAGCCUAGAAGGGGCCAGCAGAGGAGGCGACGGCAAAAGCGGGACUUUCAAAAAGAUAUCUUGCCUGCCCUUUCGUCACUUUCUCGGCCUGAAAUCAUAGAGGAUGUUCAGUUGCUUGAGGGGUUAGUCCAGGCUUCUGGUGGGUCCUGGGAGUCGAGUUUAACUAGACGAGGACGUUAUGGCGGGCGGACAAGAGGUAGGAAACCUCGGAAAACUGUAGUAACUAUAACUGUAGAAGAAGAGGAGGUUGAGGUCAGCCCACCACCGCCUAAACCUGCUGGUACUGGAGACUUAGAAGCCGAUGAGAGGGGUAUGAUCGGAUGGGGAAGAACAACAAGGCGGUGUCGCAGAACCAGAUGCCCAUCAGGCAGCAACAUCACUGCUGCGUCUUGAGAGAGGUCUUGCCAGCAAACAUUGGACACCAUUCUCAGGUAUUGGGCGGCACCCGUUUGUUAUAGAGACUCUGAUGGAUGAUGGACUGGUAUAAGGUGAUCACAGUCAUGAGUGUACAUACUUUGCCGGCCUAUUGGCCUCACCCCCAACUUUCAUGCUUUUGGGUCGAAACAUGGUGUACGUUCUUAUAAUAAAUCCCGUAAAUUAGUUGAUAAGACAUUUCUGGGACAGCAUUGUAUUAAGCUGUUCCAGGUUAUGAGGUCCGGUAUAAUUCAUUGUGAGAAAACUGCAAUGCCUGUAAACCACCUUGAUCUCUGAAGAAUAGCUCAUCGCAUGUGCAACGAAGGGUAUGGAUGAGGGUCAGAGUCUGUAUUCUUUUUGUAGCUUAUGCUCUGCUUAAUCGGUCAGCAUUCAUCA
Molecule: messenger RNA, 3978 nt
Organism: Panicum hallii
Lineage: Eukaryota; Viridiplantae; Streptophyta; Magnoliopsida; Poales; Poaceae
Exons: 5
Coding region: 583-3561 (992 amino acids)
Source: RefSeq, a predicted model, not a curated record